UGAUGCUGCCAAUUUCAGAUGAGUCAAGUUUGUAAAGAUGGCUUUGGAUGCUGUGAGGAUAAGGACUUGCGUUCAGGAAAUUGUUAAACAUGACUUACAGAUCAAUUCAUAUGCACAGGAGCUCAGAAGUAGCUGCAAAACCAUGGAGAGUCUGGACAGUAUCAACACAAGAAUUAAAGCAGAGACUGCCAUCUGUAAAAACAGAAUAGAGGAGCUAGAAAAGAUUGGCAAAGAGCAAGAUAAAGAAACAGACAGAAUAGGACUCCUCAAGGAAGCAGAUCAUUACAGAAAACAACUCAGAAACACACAGACUGCUAUUAGGCAAGCCAACCUCAGCUGCAAGAUGGAGAUUGAUAGAAACCAAAGAAAUGAGCUGCUGAUAGGACAGGAAGAUCCAGAGGUCAGGAAAAGAAAAAAUAAGGAAGACCUCGCUAAGACAGCAAGUGGCAUCACAGAGAGUCUUCUGAGUCUCAAUCGUAUGAUGGCAGACAAUGUAGAGAGGAGUAAUCUUACCAACCAAACCUUAGUGACCUCCUCCAACAGAAUACAAGAAACAAAUGAAGAAUUUAAAGGAAUGGCAGGCGUCAUUCAGACCAGUCGGAACCUCCUCACCAAGUACGGACGUCGAGAAAUGACGGACAAGCUGCUCAUAUUCCUCGCUCUUGCCCUCUUUCUUGCCACGGUGGUCUACAUUCUAAAAAAGAGGAUAUUUUGAUCAGCCUGACAUUAAAGACACUCUGAAGGCACUGUGAAAUACUGUUAAAACUCAUGAAGAUUGGUUAAAAUUGUGAAAGGAGAGCUAAGCAGCAAGAGAGAUCCAUCUACUUCAGACUUCAUUUAAAUUGAUCUUCAAUGCUACAGUGAUCUCUAUUCUGAAGAAAAGGAUCAUUCAAUGUAUCUGAUUAAUAAAAGACUUGUAAAACAUUCUCCAAACUGUGAAAGAAGAGCCGUGCAGUAAGAUGGGAUAUUCUCUGCAUACUCAUUUAUAUUGAUUUUCAGUGCCAUCUCUAUUCUGGAGAAAAGGAUUGUUUAAAUGAAAAGAAAGAAAUUGAUAUUUUGAUGACUAUGACAUUGAAAAGACUGAAGACUUUAAAAAUAUGAACAUUCUACUAGAAUGUGAAUUUAUAAAAGAAAAGUACAACAGUGAGAGGGGACAUUGUCUUUUUUUUUCCGUACUUACUUAGAAGCAUCUAGGGUGAUUUACAUGUACAUCUAGCUUUCAGCAUAAAUUUUUAAAGUUGUCACAGCCUCACAGGUAACACAACCUCUUAAUUAUCUGUUAUUGUUUUAUUCCAAUGCAUACUGCCGAAAU
Messenger RNA from Strongylocentrotus purpuratus (purple sea urchin), 1312 nucleotides. Its product is annotated as vesicle transport protein SEC20-like. Gene Ontology annotation, cellular component: endoplasmic reticulum; SNARE complex. The record is from RefSeq and is a predicted model, not a curated record. Bases 38 to 715 code for a protein of 225 amino acids. The transcript has 6 exons. Gene Ontology annotation, biological process: retrograde vesicle-mediated transport, Golgi to endoplasmic reticulum. Lineage: Eukaryota; Metazoa; Echinodermata; Echinoidea; Camarodonta; Strongylocentrotidae. Gene Ontology annotation, molecular function: SNAP receptor activity.